Gorilla gorilla gorilla (western lowland gorilla) is the source of this 2588-nucleotide messenger RNA. It is a transcript of the gene CHRM1, whose product is annotated as cholinergic receptor muscarinic 1. Bases 166 to 1548 code for a protein of 460 amino acids. The transcript is spliced from 2 exons. Gene Ontology annotation, biological process: chemical synaptic transmission; cognition; adenylate cyclase-inhibiting G protein-coupled acetylcholine receptor signaling pathway. NCBI's taxonomy places the organism in Eukaryota, Metazoa, Chordata, Mammalia, Primates, Hominidae. Gene Ontology annotation, molecular function: G protein-coupled serotonin receptor activity; G protein-coupled acetylcholine receptor activity. The record is from RefSeq and is a predicted model, not a curated record. Gene Ontology annotation, cellular component: synapse; plasma membrane; dendrite.
GCCAGGUGUUUGGGUCCCUGGAGACGCUGCCGGCCCCCAGGGAGGCAGUGGGGCUAAGGACCCUACAGACCCCUCUUCAGCCCCGUGGUGAUGACUUUCCUCUGAGGAAGCCCUGUAGCGUGCCUGGAGGAAGGGGCUCUCCAACCCCAGCCCCACCUAGCCACCAUGAACACUUCAGCCCCACCUGCUGUCAGCCCCAACAUCACCGUCCUGGCACCAGGAAAGGGUCCCUGGCAAGUGGCCUUCAUUGGGAUCACCACGGGCCUCCUGUCGCUAGCCACAGUGACAGGCAACCUGCUGGUACUCAUCUCUUUCAAGGUCAACACGGAGCUCAAGACAGUCAAUAACUACUUCCUGCUGAGCCUGGCCUGUGCUGACCUCAUCAUCGGUACCUUCUCCAUGAACCUCUAUACCACGUACCUGCUCAUGGGCCACUGGGCUCUGGGCACGCUGGCUUGUGACCUCUGGCUGGCCCUGGACUAUGUGGCCAGCAAUGCCUCCGUCAUGAAUCUGCUGCUCAUCAGCUUUGACCGCUACUUCUCCGUGACUCGGCCCCUGAGCUACCGUGCCAAGCGCACACCCCGCCGGGCAGCUCUGAUGAUUGGCCUGGCCUGGCUGGUUUCCUUUGUGCUCUGGGCCCCAGCCAUCCUCUUCUGGCAGUACCUGGUAGGGGAGCGGACAGUGCUAGCUGGGCAGUGCUACAUCCAGUUCCUCUCCCAGCCCAUCAUCACCUUUGGCACAGCCAUGGCUGCCUUCUACCUCCCUGUCACAGUCAUGUGCACGCUCUACUGGCGCAUCUACCGGGAGACAGAGAACAGAGCACGGGAGCUGGCAGCCCUUCAGGGCUCCGAGACGCCAGGCAAAGGGGGUGGCAGCAGCAGCAGCUCAGAGAGGUCUCAGCCAGGGGCUGAGGGCUCACCAGAGACUCCUCCAGGCCACUGCUGUCGCUGCUGCCGGGCCCCCAGGCUGCUGCAGGCCUACAGCUGGAAGGAAGAAGAGGAAGAGGACGAAGGCUCCAUGGAGUCCCUCACAUCCUCAGAGGGAGAGGAGCCUGGCUCCGAAGUGGUGAUCAAGAUGCCAAUGGUGGACCCCGAGGCACAGGCCCCCACCAAGCAGCCCCCACGGAGCUCCCCAAAUACAGUCAAGAGGCCGACUAAGAAAGGGCGUGAUCGAGCUGGCAAGGGCCAGAAGCCCCGUGGAAAGGAGCAGCUGGCCAAGCGGAAGACCUUCUCGCUGGUCAAGGAGAAGAAGGCGGCUCGGACCCUGAGUGCCAUCCUCCUGGCCUUCAUCCUCACCUGGACACCGUACAACAUCAUGGUGCUGGUGUCCACCUUCUGCAAGGACUGUGUUCCCGAGACCCUGUGGGAGCUGGGCUACUGGCUGUGCUACGUCAACAGCACCAUCAACCCCAUGUGCUACGCACUCUGCAACAAAGCCUUCCGGGACACCUUUCGCCUGCUGCUGCUUUGCCGCUGGGACAAGAGACGCUGGCGCAAGAUCCCCAAGCGCCCUGGCUCCGUGCACCGCACUCCCUCCCGCCAAUGCUGAUGGUCCCCUCUCCUGCAUCCCUCCACCCCAGUCCCCGGGAAAGGCCGGUGGGAAGAGGGCAGGGGCUGCAUCCUCAGCCCCAGGGCCCUGCUCAGGCCUCACCUGGCUUCCCAGGACCCUGGGUCACCUUCCUGGGCAGCCCAGAGAGACCCUGCCAACUUUCCAGACUUCGCUAUUCCCAGGCAGGGAGGGAAACCCGGGGAACUGGUUUUUCUGUUCCCUGCUGGGUGGGAAUGCGCUCUUCACCAGGAAGAAGGCCCGGGAGGAGGAUCCGGGCUUUGGACUCCUUGUUUGCCUUUAGGCAGGAAGUCAGGAGCCAGCAGGGCAGGCCAGGAGAAAGAAGGCUUAACAUUAAGUAUUCCUUGGCCCAGUGGCGGCCCGGAUUGCGGUGUGAGAUGGUGCCCCCUGGGGGGCACAGCCAGAAACUGAACUGGCCGCUGGGAGAAAAGCCAGAUGACAGGGAGCUGGGGAAUCCCCUCGCUUCAUAGGCAGAGCCCGCCCACCUGGGCCCUAGGCAUACUCUCCAGGAUUGUCCACAAAUGUCCUCAGAGGGUCCCUAGGUGGGGUCAACUCCAAGGCAAAUGUCCAAGCAUCAGCAAGACAAUGACACUGGAAGGGUCUGGCUUGGCUAGUCACAUAUCAAGUCCCGAGGCAGCAACAGGACCAGGAGCCAGGUGUCCUGACUGUCCUACAAUAUCAUUUUCCUGGGAGUGGGAGUCAAGUGUGCCUGCUAUCCAGCCCCAAAUCCAUACUCCCUGCCCCAGAGAAGCCUCAGUCCCUCCCUCCUGGCUCACAGCCACCACCUGGAUGGAUCUGCUCCAUGCAGAUCUAGCCAGGCCUCCCGCAUGCUGCCUGCCUCCGGCCCUGCCCCACACAGGCCUGGCCCAGCCAGCAGGUUCUCUCCUGUGAGCUCCCCAAUCCAACCCAUGCAUGGCCUCCCAGCCACCCAGAUCUCCAGGCCCAGCCUGGCCCCAAAUGUUCUUUCCUUUCAUCCUCAGCAAGUGCUGAGUCUGUGAAUAAAGCCACAUAACCAGCGGGCA